Messenger RNA from Phasianus colchicus (ring-necked pheasant), 4109 nucleotides. RefSeq names its product calcium/calmodulin dependent protein kinase IV (gene CAMK4). Gene Ontology annotation, molecular function: protein kinase activity; ATP binding. The record is from RefSeq and is a predicted model, not a curated record. Gene Ontology annotation, biological process: protein phosphorylation. Lineage: Eukaryota; Metazoa; Chordata; Aves; Galliformes; Phasianidae.
CCCCCCAGGCUGGGGGUGCCGCUGGGAAGCCGUUGCAGCCGCUGCUCCAGCAGCCCCGCCGCUCGCAGCCUGCAGCCGGCGCGGAGCGGAGCGGAGCGGGGGACCGCCAGGUAGCCGUCCCGGCCCGCUGAAAGUCACCAUGCCCUCCACCUCUGCCUCGGGCUCGGCCGGCCGCCCCGCGCCCGACUACUGGAUCGACGGCUCUAACAGGGACACCCUGACCCACUACUUCGAUCUGGAGUCCGAGCUGGGACGUGGGGCUACAUCCAUUGUCUACAGAUGCAGGCAGAAAGGGACCCAGAAACAUUACGCCAUCAAAAAGUUGAAGAAGACAAUAGACAAGAAAAUUGUUCGUACGGAAAUUGGAGUUCUUCUUCGCCUCUCUCAUCCCAACAUUAUAAAACUGAAGGAGAUAUUUGAGACCCCUACAGAUAUCAGCCUUGUUCUGGAAUUGGUCACAGGUGGAGAACUGUUUGACAGGAUUGUGGAAAAGGGUUAUUACAGUGAACGAGAUGCUGCUGAUGCUGUUAAACAGAUCCUGGAGGCGGUUGCAUACCUGCAUGCAAAUGGGAUUGUGCAUCGUGAUUUGAAGCCAGAAAAUCUGCUCUAUGCAACACCAGCACCAGAUGCGCCACUGAAAAUAGGCAUCUCACUGUAUUGUCUGUGUGCAAUCCUCAGGAUAAACAAGUUACAUUUGUGUCAGCCAAGAAUACUCAUUUGUACAGACAGUUUUUUGCUUCUUUACUGCAGUCUGGCUGAUUUUGGGCUUUCCAAGAUUGUGGAAGAUCAGGUGACCAUGAAGACAGUUUGUGGAACUCCAGGGUACUGCGCACCAGAGAUACUACGAGGAUGUGCCUAUGGCCCUGAAGUGGACAUGUGGUCCCUAGGGAUCAUCACCUACAUUCUACUUUGCGGCUUUGAACCAUUUUAUGAUGAAAGGGGAGAUCAGUACAUAUAUAAGAGAACCCUGAACUGUGAAUAUGAUUUUGUGUCCCCCUGGUGGGAUGACGUGUCUCUGAAUGCCAAGGAUUUAGUUAAAAAGUUAAUUGUUUUAGAUCCCAAGAAACGCCUCACCACUCUACAGGCUUUGCAGCAUCCAUGGGUCACAGGAAAAGCAGCAAAUUUUGCACACAUGGACAACGCACAAAAGAAGCUUCAAGAAUUCAAUGCCCGACGUAAACUUAAGGCUGCAGUAAAAGCUGUUGUGGCAUCAACUCGUCUUGGCAGCGCCAGCAGUCACAGCACUCAUGACAGCAACAAGCCCAGCUGUAGUGCAUCUCCUAUCCGUGAUGGCAAGCCUGAAGAGAAAUCCACUCAGGAAGCAGAAGCAGCUCCAGAAGAAAUGUCUUAAGUCAAUGCACUCCCUUAUUACAGCUGAGAUCUGUCAUUUCAUACACCAGCUAACUUGUCAUUCAGCAGGACAGAUUCGUAAGCUUGACCUCUCUGGUUCUGCUUUGGGGUGCCAAAUGCACUGCUGGUGAUUCUACCUUCAAUGCAUGUGACUACUUAUGAAAAUAAUAAACUGUUCCAUAAGGCAUGUCAAGGAAACCGUGUUAUUUGCAGUAAUGCUGGCAGGCAAAAAUAUGGGGAUGAAUAACUACCUACCAUGAUGCGUAUAUUUCAUAUACAUCUAUAAAGUGUUUCUAGAUGUUGUUUGAAACAAAUGCUAUUUAAUUCAGUUUAUGGAAGUGUCUUCUUUAUGUCAUGAUUUUCUUUGAACUGCUUCCUUCCACAUUCAUAAUCCUAUAGUAGACAAAAUGGAAGGAAAUACCAACCAGUGCUUUUAAAAAAUGUUGUAUGAAAUAAUGCUUUUUACCUGUAAAAUUUAAAAAGUAUUUGGGGAUUUAUAUGCAAGAAACAUUCCACUGUUUCUGGGAAGAAACUGAAAUAUUAGUUCUACCGGGCAUGAAAAUGUAUGUUCCUCAAGCUUCUGUUGAGAAUGCCUUACUCUGAAUUUUCGUGUUUAUAUACAACGCUUUAAUGACAACCAAAAUUACUCAGCUUCCUGCUAUUUCAUUCUCUAGUAAAGCGUUAGCCAAACAAAAUGACAGAGAAAUGGGGGAUUAAAGUAGAUUUUUGGAAUACUGUUGCAUUUAUUUGUGACUUUCUAAACUGUGCAGCUAGAAAACAUUUUUAUAGGGCCUUUGAGAAUAAUCUGCAAUUAUACAAGUUUUAAAUGCUUGGAGGAAGCUAUUCCACAGUGUAGUGAUUUUGCUCUGGGGAACCACUCUGGGAGACAGUUAGUGUUAUCUGCCUGCUUCCUAGAUAAUUUAUCAUCACAAGUAACCAGUUUCCACUUGUCAGUGCCAUUAGUCCAAAUUUUCCUGAGAAAGGACCUCUCAUGCAAAAUGCUCCACAAGCACAGAUCAUUCAUCCACCUAGAGCUCCUGUGUCUGAAGCUACAAGCUGUGUGCAUGCGGCAGCUUGCAAAAUUAGUAUCAGUCUCUUCAGCUGUCUUGAUCAUUGUUUGAAUGUGAUCAGUAGAAAUUGAGAAACUACCAAGCAUCAGUAUUUAUGACUGUUUACGUUUCUUUGAUAUCACUUUGAUAGCAUGGGGAUUUCAUGUUACUGCUAUAUUACAGAAGUGGCAAAAAGAACCUGAUGUACAACACUGUCAUUUGUGUUUAUUAAACUUUCUGUCCUGACAGUGACCUACAUCCUUUAUACACUCAAGAUUCUUGUUUUGUUCAGUUUUUAUUUUAAGGUAGGCCUUGCACAACUUGCCUUCAAAAGGUAUACCAGCUGCAAAAGUCACUGAUAAAACAUUCAGUAGCUACGUUUCCUGAAGAAGUUAAAAUAAAAGGUAGUAGAACAUUACUCUUGGCAGAUGUGCUACAUAAAAUGUAAUCUAGAUUACUAUAAGAAGGAAUACUUUGCUUGCUCAGUAAAAUGAAUGCUAAUGAACGUAUUGUUCUGGAUAUGAUUUACCCAUUUCUUAAACCCAUUGACUUUGUGCUACGUGUGAUUGAAAUUUGAAGUACACGUGUCUGCCUCUUCUGGGUGAUACAUUUUGAGAUGAUCUGGCACUGCCAGCUGGAGGAGCAGGUGGGGCAGUGGGCUGCUAAAGCGGAGCUGAAGGUUCUGCCUGAGUUUAUUGUUCUGUUAGCAGGCCAACAAGACCCACUUACAGAUUUUCCCUUGGAAGAAAAUUCUUUAGGAAUAACCGCUUUGAAGAAGGUAAUAGGCACAUUCACUUGUCUUGCCUUUUACUAUCUUUCUCAUCUUCUGCAAAGGGGCACCAGAACUAGUGCAUUUCUCAGCCAAAGGUUUCCUCUCUCACAGUGAUGGAGGCAUCCGAGUUCGUUGAGAUUUUGGUAACAUUUCCUUCUCCAGUGGUGAUACUUGCUUCUGAUCUGAGGAAGUGGAACCGGUGGCACAGUCACAGCACAUAUAGUGGAAAUAUAUUCUUCUGAAACAUGGUGUGUCUGAGAUUAUAAGUAGUAUAGUCUUAGCUGAAUCUUAAAUCUGCUUGUUGUUAAAUUAUAGCGUAGCGCAUCAUAAGUAGGAACCAACACCAUGCAACUAGAGACUGCUCUGUGACAGCGUGAUGUUGGGUGCAGCUCAGCCUUGUGCAUAACGGCUCUGAGGCUUAAAAUGUUUUUGCUCAGUUGACUUUCAUUAUCUUCAGUGUAAAACAAUCAGAGUGUCUAUGCUGGAGGAAUUACCAGUAUCUGGCUCAGUAAAAUACUAUGCCUUUUUUGUCGGUACUGUGCAGAAGGAACAGCAGCACGAGGGUGUAUGCACUUACAUGAGGAGAGGAACAUUAUGCGCGUUGUUUUUGUCUAGAAAAUCACACCCCAUAAUUCAGACUUCGGAGUGGAGCACAACAUUUGUGUCUUACAGUGAAUAAAAAACAGGAACACACCCAGAAGAGACUGGAGGCAGGCCAGUUCCACAUUUGUAGUUAUAAACUAGGUAGAAAAUUACUGAUGUUCUUCUGUGUUGACACUUUAAGCUUUAGAUUUUUUAAACAUCCAGCAUAUCAUCUGAAUUCUUCUGGUACAAAAAAAAAAGAGGGAACAUAGCCAUCGCUCUGAAGUAUUUGAACUUAGCAAAACUUUUCCUCUAGAUGUGAAUUCUGUAGCAAAUUAAAGGCUAAAAUUUGAAAG